Messenger RNA from Zingiber officinale, 942 nucleotides. RefSeq names its product cell surface glycoprotein 1-like. The transcript has 2 exons. Lineage: Eukaryota; Viridiplantae; Streptophyta; Magnoliopsida; Zingiberales; Zingiberaceae. The record is from RefSeq and is a predicted model, not a curated record. Bases 1 to 942 code for a protein of 313 amino acids.
AUGAAUGACCGCUCAGGUCAGGAUGCCCCCUCUUCUUCUCGACGCGGGGUUCAGCUACUUUCAGAAGAUUCUGACUCGGACGAUCAGCCCUUGGCUCAGAGACUUCGCCGUAGAGCCCCCGAUCCUAGCCAAGAUUCGGGCCCUUCCGCUGUUCCUCCUCCGCCUCCUGUUAUAACCCCAACUCCUGUCUCGAGCCAGGCAGAUGGUUCCCCUGCUCCGCCCGAGGUUCAGGUCGAGCCUCACUUAGCUCAACCCUCCACUUCGCAACAGCAACAGAGCACUGAGGUUGGCCCCUCGCAUCGCCCUUCACCAGCUACUUCCCCUCCAGAACCUUCUCAGGUGCCCCCUUCAACUCCUUCUGGGUCAGCUGCUGGGCCUUCUAGCUCAGCUGCUGAGCCUUCCCAACCACCACCACCUGUUCCUCUCUAUUAUCAUACCAUUGCUCCUUCUGAGGCUGAGUUACAAUCACGGCAAGAUGUUCCCACUAGCUCCUUGACAAUGAAAGAUCGCUUGGCCACUUUGUGGGAAGAAAAUAUGCAUCAGAUGGAACUCUUACCGCCCCCUGUCCAAAUGGAUAGAUUCUCUGAGCUGUAUAUCAAGGCCUGUGCAGAGUCCCUGAUGAUAAACCAGUCCUUCCAUGAUAUUCAUCAUCAAAAUAAGGUGCUGCAAGAUAUGGUAACAGAAUUGGAGCUUCAAUUAAAGGACCCUGCGCAGGCUAGUCAUGCCCUGAGAGCCGAAAUAAAGAAUCUGACCAAAGAGAAGAACCAUCUAGAAGUAUCCUUGGCUCAUACUAACCAUAAGCUUAAGGGACUUCAAGAAGAAAAAAUCCAGGUUGAUGUUGUGCACCAGCAACGCAUGGACCAACAAGCUUUGGAGCAUCAGCAAGCUAUUGAUCAAUUGACCCAGAAGUUGCGGGCUGCCGAGACUUUAGCACAGGAGUAG